Molecule: messenger RNA, 873 nt
Organism: Amphiprion ocellaris (clown anemonefish)
Lineage: Eukaryota; Metazoa; Chordata; Actinopteri; Pomacentridae
Exons: 5
Coding region: 99-587 (162 amino acids)
Source: RefSeq, a predicted model, not a curated record
AUGUACUUCACAUUAAGCCCUCAGGACAGUCCGAGCAGACAUUCUGGAGACGUCUACACAUUCGAACACAUCCCGGACACUGAACCUCGCUGUUCAUCAUGGACCUGAGAAUCCUGCUUGUAGCUGCAGCUCUCGUUCUGGGGACGACACUGACCAUCUCCCUGGCAGACCGAACCUCACAAUGCAAAGUCAAAUGGUUGUUUGGCAUCGCAUGCAGCGAUGUCCAAGGACAGCUGGUGAACCAGAUCAAGGCCUGGCAGAUCAGGCAGAGCUGCCUGUAUGCAGGAGAGAAGUGCUCAUAUGAGCUUGUGUCUUCAGUUCCGUACCUGAUCAAAGCUACACACACGUCUCCGAGCACCAAGAAACUGAGCGACCUUCAGUUUCUUCUGGAGCAGUCCACCGUUUGCAAAGUGACUGGAGAAGCUGUGUCUGAAUUCACCAAAGAUCCAGCCGAUAACAGCACCAACUACUGCAGCCUGCAGAACCUCAUGGACGGAAGUAAACUGAUUGAUGCUGAGGGAUACAGACAGUUCAGCAACAAGUGGAUCUGUACCGGGUUUGAUACGGCAAACUGCAGCCUGUCAUAGAAGGACACACUCCUGGAUCCAAAUGUUGUCUUAUAUGAGGAAUAACAAGGAGAUCUUUGUGAAAGCUAGUAAAAUUUGUUUUUAAUUAUGUAUUUUUCUUUAUUUUUAUGUUCACUGUCACCAUUUGUUAGUAACUUUAAAAUUAUUUCACAACUUAUUUUACAAAACAAUGAAAUCCCUUUAAUAUUUUCUCUAAAAUCAGUUAAAAAGCAGUGAUGAGGCAAACAAUUUUGUUUCACAUUAAUGCAAUGACAUGCUGAAACUGAAUAAACCAUACUGACAUCAA